Messenger RNA from Gopherus flavomarginatus (Mexican gopher tortoise), 2326 nucleotides. RefSeq names its product alkB homolog 1, histone H2A dioxygenase (gene ALKBH1). Gene Ontology annotation, molecular function: broad specificity oxidative DNA demethylase activity; oxidative RNA demethylase activity; ferrous iron binding. Bases 1 to 1137 code for a protein of 378 amino acids. Gene Ontology annotation, cellular component: nucleus; cytoplasm. Gene Ontology annotation, biological process: oxidative RNA demethylation. The transcript has 6 exons. Lineage: Eukaryota; Metazoa; Chordata; Testudines; Testudinidae. The record is from RefSeq and is a predicted model, not a curated record.
AUGGCCAAGAUGGCGGCGGCGGCCGCGGCCGCGGCCCUGGUGAGGGAGGGUCGGGAAGACGCCUUCCGCCGGCUCUUCCGUUUCUACCGGCAGCGGGACCUGCGGGGCGGGCCCGACUUGCGGGGCGUAAUUGAUUUCUCCGCCGCGGGGGACCAGAUGGUCAGCUCUGACCUAAGCAUUUCUUCAGUCAGCGAUCAAGAUGCCUACAGAGCAGGACUGCGGCCAGUUAGCCAGUGGAAAGCCUAUUGCCUGGAUGGGUACCCAGGAUUUAUUUUCAUCUCAAACCCCUUUCUUCCGGGCUGCCAGCGGCACUGGGUGAAGCAGUGUCUCAAGCUGUACCCCCAAAAACCCAACGUGUGCAAUCUGGACAUGCACAUGGCUGCUGAGGAGACCAUUGAUCUGUGGGGGCAGAGCCAGGAGCACCUGAGGAGCAAAGGUUCCGGCAAACGGGAGCCCAGAAGUUUACUGGAGAAGCUGCGCUGGGUGACCUUAGGUUACCAUUAUAACUGGGAUACCAAGAAGUACUCAGCAGAUCACUACACUCCUUUCCCCUCAGACCUUGCUUUUUUGUCAGAGCAAGUGGCUGCUGCUUGUGGGUUCCAGGGCUUCCAAGCUGAAGCAGGGAUCUUGAACUACUAUCACUUCGAUUCUUCGCUGGGAAUUCACGUGGAUGAGUCCGAGCUGGAUCAUUCUCAGCCCCUCUUAUCAUUCAGUUUUGGACAAUCUUCUAUAUUUUUGUUGGGGGGCCUAAAGCGUGAUGAAGCCCCAACAGCCAUGUUCAUGCACAGUGGGGACAUCAUGGUAAUGUCCGGCUUCAGUCGCCUGUUGUACCAUGCUGUCCCACGAGUCCUCCCCAACCCUGAGGGAACAGCUUUGCCCUCGUGCCUGGAGCAGGCAUUCCCCUCAGACUUUCCUGACCGCUCAGUCAUUGAGCACUGCUCUGAAGAGGACUGGCAGAUCUGUACCAAGUAUUUGCAGACUUCCCGCAUUAACAUGACCAUCAGACAGGUGCUGGCUGUGGGUCAGAGCUUUCCAGAUGAGUCCAGGAGAGAGAGAGAAUGGGAUGCAACCUCUGAAACCUGUUACCACCCGGAGGAUGGUGAAGUCAAGCGGCACAAACUGAAUACAGACAGCUGAGAUCUGGAGACCACUCUAGGGCCUUUGGCUUGGACUGGGCCGGUAACCUCCCAGGUGGGGCAGAUGGUUCAGGUGACCACAUGGAGCCCCAUCCAGUUGUGGAGGGAAUAGGGGACUCCAGCAGAAUAGUUGUGAUCAUUAGUGGUAAGGUGGUUGUGGUGGGGACAAGAGAAGGGUCUAUGAAGGGGAAGAAGGAUGCUCAUAUGGCCAAAGGAUAUGGCUGGGACUCGCCUCUGUUUCCAGCUUUGUUAUGAAAUUACUAUGUGACACUGAGCAAAUAACUUCCUCUCUGUACCUUAGUUUCCCCAUCUGUAAAAUACCCCCAUCACAGGGAUUUUGAGGCUCAAUUCAUUAAAGCUUGCUAAAGCACUUCGACAUUCUUGGAUAGAAGGUGCUAGCAAAGGGAAGGAUGUGGUUGCUCUUAUGGUAAAGUAAAUUAUUUGAUUUACAAAGCCCAGUUGAAGUGCACUGCUGAUCAUGCACAAGUUUAAAUGGCAACAUGUGUCUGAAUGGGCAUCUGCUUACAGCGCUUUUAAUGUGGGGCCACAUCUGCCCCUCAUACUGACUCAGCUCUCAGAAUCCAGAGGCUACCCUAAACAUGCUCUGCAAAAGGCUUGCUGUAUUAGCUGGAGUCCUUCCCUCUGGCUGGCUGUUUACACCCCACACCCUGCAGCAGAGACUCCUCUCAUGAGUAGGACUGGGCUCUUUUAAAUACCUCAGGUUUUAGAGCACAAUAAUUAGGGCCAGGCUUCCCUGGAAUACCUACUGAUUUCUGUUCAGGCCUCCUCCCUGUGCCCCGUGUGUAACUGAGCCCUAGACCCCAUUCUUCAGAAUCGAUCCUUCUAGUUAUCUGCAGAAUGCGGUCUCUGCAGUCCCUGCUUGGCUCCUUUAAGAAGCAACAUGAGGAGAAUGGCUUCCAAGCAGGAACAAUGAAGUUGUAAAUUAAGUACCAAAAAAAGAAAUUAAUCAGUGACUAUCGCUAGUGCCCAAAAGGUAAUUGUAUUUAAACAAAAUAAGGAAAACACUGGCUUCUGUGCCCAUCUUCUUUAGGACUCAGACCUUCCUAUCAGCUUUUUAAUGCAAUUUUAAUUGUUUGAGGGCAACGCUCUAUCCCAGGGGUAUUUUGUCAUGCUUUCCCCAUGAAUACACUUACUCUGUUUUUAAAUUAAAGAUUUCUAUCUCUCUUGGA